GAUAAGAGGCCAUGUGCAAUCAUGGAUUUGGAUAUGAUUGUCAUUCUCUUUUGUACAUUUGUUUCGAUUAAUAAUUAUGUUGCUGGCGUGUUGCUCUGCAACGGUAGUACACCAUGUCCUGCCCACAAGCCAUACUGUACAAACGCAGGAUGUGUUUUCCAAUGUCCGCUCGACUCUUAUGUAAAUGGUGACCACUGCGUCCGAGACUGCGGUACAAUGUUUGUAGACCAGAAUAAAAGGUGCACUGACCAAUGUGAAACCAAUUUUUUUAGAGAGUCAGUGAGAGGGGCAGGGGAGGACUUUAUAAUAGACAAGAAAUGUGUAACACAAUGUGUAUCACAGGAGUAUGUUUUGAGAAACGAAUGUGUAACGGUAUGUCCCAUAGGGCAGCGCUAUGUAGACACUGACGAAGACCAUUUUUUUUACUUCAUACUGUCAACUGUCGAAAUGGUUGGCUCUUGCUAUUAUCCAAUUCAAAUAAACGUUGAAGGUGUCGAGUGUGUGGACAAAUGUGAUGAAGACAAUUUUGAAUUUAAUGGCACAUGCGUUUCUUCGUGUCCUUUUCAGUUUAGGUUCGUUACGAACGGUAUCUGUCAUUCAGAGAAAUGCAAUUCGCUAUCAUACGUUUUUGACCAGUAUGUUUUAUGUACUGAAAAGUGCAAUAUAAAUGAUUUCUACUUAAACAGCACGUGUGUUUACACAUGUCCUCCUGAUUACGUUGUUGAAAAUGUUUCGUGUAUAGAAACAUGUUCAUUUGAUCGCGUUUUAGUUAAUGUAUCUAUGACGGUAAACGGAUGCAGUUCAUCGUGCUCCGUUAAUGUUUACAGACAGUACUUUCGGUGUCAAGAAAAAUGCCCAUCUGGGCUGUUUCUCAUGAAUAGAACGUGUGUUUUCGCUUGCCCAUCGAAUUCCUUGGCACUUAAAGGAGAGUGCGUUGAAUCUUGUCCGAUUACAAGUCCCUAUAAACAAUCGUUUUUGUCGGAAAUAGAAAGAUGGCAGCGUUCAAAAGCUGCCCACUUUACAUCAUACAAUACAAUUAUGACCUCAAUCCAAUGCGUUACCAACUGCAGUGAGCCCUACGCGUAUGAUAAGAUCACGCAAAUGUGUGUGUCGACAUGUCCGCUACAGAGACCAUAUCUCUCAAGACUUCAAAACAUCCAAGGAAUGAGAACAUGUGUCCCGAAUUGUAUCGAAAAAUACCUUUACCGCGGUAUUUACUGUGUGGAUGUUUGCCCCAAAGUGCGUCCUAUACACAUAAUGGAACAUGUGUGAUAUCGUGCCCAUCAUUUGCUAUUGCUGAAACUUGUGUAGAUAAAUGCCCCAAAAGGGCACCAUUCUUGCUCAAUAAAUUUUGCGUCGAUCAGUGCCCAUCUGGA
Molecule: messenger RNA, 1376 nt
Organism: Mya arenaria
Lineage: Eukaryota; Metazoa; Mollusca; Bivalvia; Myida; Myidae
Exons: 3
Coding region: 22-1272 (416 amino acids)
Source: RefSeq, a predicted model, not a curated record